Mya arenaria is the source of this 3674-nucleotide messenger RNA. RefSeq names its product kelch-like protein 24. Gene Ontology annotation, molecular function: protein binding. NCBI's taxonomy places the organism in Eukaryota, Metazoa, Mollusca, Bivalvia, Myida, Myidae. The transcript is spliced from 2 exons. The record is from RefSeq and is a predicted model, not a curated record. Bases 128 to 1906 code for a protein of 592 amino acids.
UUAAACGUCCUGGGUGAGAGUGAGUUUGUCGUCUGUUGUCUUCUGCUCCUAUUCUCAUGAGGCUGUCGUGGUUUUCUGGUUGAUGGCGUUCUAAGAGGAGAGCUGGUCAGCCUGACGUUGGUUGAAUAUGUCGGAACAAAUGGAGGAUGCAGAGAGAGACUCUCCCGUUAUGGAAGAACAGCCACCCGAACCUUGGCGACAGAAGGUUGCCAUGCUGGUUUUCGAUACCCUCGAGGAGAUGUACUUUGCCGGAAGACACACUGAUGUAGAAGUAAUUGUUAAAGAUAAAUCCUUCCGCUGUCAUAAAGUAGUCCUCUCGUCCGUUUCACAAUACUUCGACGCCAUGUUUUCUUCAGGCAUGCGCGAAUGCCACGCGGGUGUUGUCCACUUGCAAGAAAUCGAAUACACAACAUUUGUAGACAUCCUGGACUUCGUUUAUUCAGGCAAGCUAAACAUAUGUACCGAAAAUGCAGAGGAGCUUUUACGAGCAUCAACUAUGUUUCAAAUUAAACUUCUUCACCAGAAAUGUGAGGAAUUUCUAAUAGAGCAUGUCACUGUUGAUAAUUGCAUCGGUGCUUGGAGACUUGCAAAAUCCCAUGAGUGUAAAGAAUUAGCAAAGAAAUCGUGGUACAACAUCCUUGAAUGUUUUACAGAAGUGUGUAUGUCUGAGGACUUCAACUACCUUGACACAGGAGAAAUGUUCGAAAUAAUAAAUGACGAUGAUCUUCAAGUCACAAAUGAAGAAAUUGUUUGCGAUGCUGUAUUCAGAUGGUAUCGUUUUGAUCCUGAAAAUAGACAAGAAAGUGCCUCAAAAUUGUUCGAGCAUCUGCGACUGCCCUUACUAAGUUCAGAGUAUCUCCUGCAAGAAGUCGAACCAAUGGAGCUUGUUGUUAAAGACCAAAGAUGCAGAGAAGUGGUCAAAGAGGCUAUCAGCUACCAAAUGCUGCCAUCAAGAAGACCCGACUUCAACUCACCAAGAGUGAAAUUCCGACGCUAUGCUAAUAUGGAGGAAGUAUUAGUAAUUAUCGGUGGAUACAAUGCUUCCAACGAGAAAGUGUCUGAUGUUUUGGCCUACAGUUUCACAAGAAAAACUUGGUUUCAGCUUAUGUCUUUACCAUUGAAGCUUGGAAGAGAGUUUGCAUCAACAGUAUACGGGAAUGAUAUCUUCGUAUCUGGGGGAUCCCAGAAAUUAGACUUACUUUUGCAGUACAGAUCAGAUACGAAUGAGUGGGGACGUUGCCCAAACAUGCCACAAGGUCGUAGGCGUCAUGCUAUGGUCGCUGUAGGUGAAUCAUUAUUUGUACUCGGUGGAUAUGACGACAAUCAAACAUACGAUGCGGAUCGAACACUUAAAGACAUUAGCGAAUAUACAAUCAGUUCCAGGAGUUGGAUUUCGUGUGGUGAGCUUCACACACCUGUUCGUUCAAUGACGGCUGCUGUGAACAAAGAGAAGAUCUUCGUGUUUGGAGGUUUGCUUGCAGAUGAGAAAGAAACAAACAUUGUGCAGUACUUUGACACACGUCUUAAGACUUGUUCUCGAGUGGAAGACCUUCCAUACCCUUGCAAAAUGAGUCGGGCUGUCGUGUGCGAUAAACGGGUAUUUAUCGUCUGCACAGAUGGUAAUAUUCUCCAACAGGAUGACAACAAUGACUGUAAACGAGUUGCUAAGAUUCGCAGUUUCAAUCGUAGAAGAUUUGGGGCCAUACAUCACAAAGGGAAUAUUCUUAUAGCUGGUGGAGAAUGUGGAUCGUCUAUUUACAAAGACAUUUUCACCUUUAACCCAGAUGUUGAAAAGAGUGAAACAAUUGCGCGCAAAAAUGUGCCUUCAAGAGCAAACUUUGCAAGUCUCAAGCUGAUACUUCACAAAAAGUUCCUGAAGUUUGAAGUCAAGUUUGAAAAGGCGUGAACCAGUAGCGAACAUGUACUUAUUUUAGUGGCAUGCCUUGUUGGUUCGCAUUUUAAAUUUUGUUUAGGGUAAAGCUUUCCAUUUAUCUCAAGCAAUCUUUUUAUUUGGUCGAUAAGACAUAUUGGAAUUUAUCGUACUAGUAUUUCAAGAUAUUUUAUGACAUGUGCACACGGAACAAUCAGGUACAUUUAAUGCCCCAUCAUCAUUUAUUUAUUUUAAAAUAUGGUUAUGGUGUUGAAGUAGUCCAACCUAAAUUAAUACGUUUAUAUUUAAACAAACAACAUAGCGACACAUGUACUAACUUUAUCUUGAAUCCUAUGACCAUAAUGAACAUGCCGCAGAACCAACCUGGUAUAAAUAUGCAUAACUGUUAAACCAAUAGUCAGAACUGUUGUAAUUGAUAACAGUUCUCGCGGCAUUUUGGGUACAAAAUGACGUCAUUGGCGAUUACCCAACAAAAGGUGGGGUUGAAAUUCACCCUGUGCUUUUUUAAAAUUGUGCUUUAGUCACCCUUCGGGAUGUGAAGGGGUCAAGCCAUAAUGCAGCACAUAUAGGGUGCGGGCAGACCUUUAUAAACUCAACAACAAGAACAACCACCAUUGGAUAUAUCUACUAUAAUCACGUGAUAACCAUGGACAAACAAAUGCACUUGGACUCGGAAAUAUAUAAAUAUAUAUUAUUUUGCUUAACAAAGAGGGCGGACUUUAUAUUAAAAAAAUAACUACUUGCUGUGGACCUUUUGUAACUCUUGCUGCAUAGUCCACUUUUAGGUAGGAGGAGGUAUCACUGGAAUUUAGUCUGGAAAUGCCAUAUAUGUCGAUUUAUAAACUGUAGCGAUGUUUUAUUUGUUCUGUUUAUUAACAAAGCUCAACUAAGGCAGGUUUAGCUUACGCGUUAAUCGAAAGGUAUGGAGGAUCAAAUGUGGAAGUGUCUUGCAUACUUUUAUGACCGCAACAUGUUCAGGCACGUGUUAUGAAUCGUUCAAUGGAAUUUUAGCGACAUACCGUGUACUUACACGCACUAUCUGUGCAAUUUGAUUGAGGAUUGGGAGCCAUUUCCCCCAUUUAUAUUUAAAGGUACUCGCUCAUAUUUGUUUAAAAAAAAAUUGUAUGUCGAAAGAAAAUAUGUCAAAUCAUAAUAAGUGUUAAAACUAAGACUCUUAUAGCUGGAACCCUUCUGACAGCAAAUGGUGACAAUUUUAAAUAGCGUUCAAAACGCAAUUAAUCACUUUAUAACAACAACUUUGUUGCGUAAUUGGUUGAUUAAAAGUUUUACGUGAUUUUAUCAAUGUAUUGUUAAGUUGUCAAUUGGCUGUUUCCUCUCUAGUAAAUGCCUCGGUGGCCUGGGGUAUAGAUGUUCGUUUUCUUGACUUUACCGGUGUGCGUUCGCACCCCAUUAAAUCUAAAAUACUUCUUUUUCACAAUACUUUUAUUUUUCCUGCAAUUUCGAUAUCAUAGCGUAAAAUAAUGAUUAAACAAACUUAUUUUGGAUCCAAAAACACGAGCGAGUACCUUUAAAUACGUACAUAUAGAUUUCGUUUUGGACCAAGUGGGCGUAGUGCUAUUUAAUUUAGCCGUAUUUACAUGUAACUAUCAUUUUGUAAGUGUGUUUUUAUGUUUCGCUCAAAGAAAAAUGUUUUGUAUCAUUAAAGGCAGAAAAUAUAGCUUGAUGCAAAUAUGAUCAUAUAAAUAUCACAUACAUUUUUUUUUUAAUUUUAAGGAUUAUCGUGUCGUACUCAUUUGACUUUAUAUAUCAAAGAAAAAAAAUG